Solea senegalensis (Senegalese sole) is the source of this 1637-nucleotide messenger RNA. It is a transcript of the gene gpr20, whose product is annotated as G protein-coupled receptor 20. The record is from RefSeq and is a predicted model, not a curated record. Gene Ontology annotation, cellular component: membrane. The transcript is spliced from 6 exons. Gene Ontology annotation, biological process: phospholipase C-activating G protein-coupled receptor signaling pathway; positive regulation of Rho protein signal transduction. NCBI's taxonomy places the organism in Eukaryota, Metazoa, Chordata, Actinopteri, Pleuronectiformes, Soleidae. Gene Ontology annotation, molecular function: G protein-coupled receptor activity. The coding region runs from base 35 to 1186 and encodes 383 amino acids.
AUCAUCAUCAUCGUUAUCCUUCCCAUUAUCACCUAUGUGCGUCCAUAUCACCGUGACGAUGGACUCCAACAACACUGGGUCCCUGGUUUAUAUCAAUACUUCAUUCCCCAUCCUGCCUGUAAUAUCCAGUUCCACUAAUAGAAGUGGAAGGGAAGCAUAUUUUCAGAGACUGGCUCAUUUGGAUGAAGGACUCUAUAACGACUUUUACGGCCUCUGGAUUACACUGAUGGUCAUAAACUCUCUCAUAUUCCUGGUGGGCAUGGUGCUCAACACCGUCGCACUUUAUGUUUUCUGUUUCCACACCAAGCAGAAGACCACCUCAGUCAUCUACACCAUCAACCUGGCAGUGACGGACCUCUUGGUGAAUCUGUCGCUGCCGACUCGCAUCCUGCUCUACUACAGUGGAGGAGCUUGUCUCACCUGCUUCUACCUGCACAUUUUCAGCUACUUUGUCAACAUGUACUGCAGCAUUUGGUUUCUGACCUGCAUCUGUGUCGACCGCUACCUUGCUAUUGUGCAGGUUGAAGCUUCCCGUCGCUGGAGAAACUCCAGUGUGGCCAAAUGUGUGUGUGUCUCGGUCUGGCUGUUUGCCAUUGUGGUCACCUAUUCCUUCCUCUCCACUGCUUUCCAGCACACGGGCUGCUGCGUGUCAAAGCUUCUCUUCCUGACCAUCACCGAGUUUUUCCUGCCACUCAUCGUCAUUGUGUUCUUUACCUUGAGGGUCAUGUGGGCCUUGGCUGACCGCAGUCUGAUGCAGCAGAGCAGGGAAAGGAGAAGAAGGGCUGUCCAGCUGCUGACCACAGUGCUGAUCAUCUUCACUGUGUGUUUCACACCCUUCCACAUCAGACAGGUGGUGGUGUACUUCCACCCAGAGAUGCCUCAUCACGCUAUUGUGUACCACUUAACCGUCACUCUCAGCAGUUUGAAUAGCUGUAUGGAUCCUGUCGUCUACUGCUUUGUUACAAAUAACUUCCAGGCCACUAUGAGGCAUCUUUUCCAUCGUGCAGACCCUGAACAUACUAGCGGUGACAUCGUCAGCAUGCAGCACAGCUCCAAGGCCUCUGGAGCGACGGCUAAUGCCAUCACUAAUAAUGUGAUCAUGAUGACCAAGUUUCCCACUCCAUUACAGGGACACACUGGGGAAGAACCACACGAUGUAAAUCCCCUUUCACAAACUAAAAAAUAGAGAUUUAUAGACACUCACCUGGGGACACGUGGCUGUUAUGUGUCUGACUCUGCACGUACUGGCCAGUGAUAGUGAGCGUGAAAUGGCAAAACUCGGAUUUAUGACAUGUGUCCACAGCAAUUUCAUAUUAAGGACCAACCUAAACAUAAAAGGUGGCAUAAGAACUGCUGCAGCAAAGCUGCUUCUUGAAGAGAUUACAACACUGACAAUAGACACCUUGAGUCUGCAACUCAUCAUCAAACCUAGUGUCAAAGAAACUUCUCUUGUUCAAAAUUCAACAUAAUACAGACCAUAUUAUGAUCGUAUUAUUAACCAUACAAUGACCAGUGCCACAUACCACUGUCAGAAAACAUUUGGGAUGACAACAUUUGUGCAGCAGAGGGCAACAUUGCACUCCCUUUUUCAGAGCUCAUUACUGACAGAGAACAGUGAAAAUGUGAUCAGUCUGUUA